AAAAUUAAGUAAGCAGAAGAUUAGUUGAUAUUAUUUAUCAUCAUCAUCAUCCUCCAUAUUAAAUUAUACAGGAUGGGUCACCAUUCUUGCUGCAAUCAACAAAAGGUUAAGAGAGGCCUUUGGUCCCCUGAGGAAGAUGAAAAGCUCAUUAGGUUCAUCACCACUCAUGGAUAUGGAUGUUGGAGUGAAGUCCCUGAGAAAGCUGGUCUUCAGAGAUGUGGGAAAAGUUGUAGGCUGAGAUGGAUUAAUUAUUUAAGGCCUGAUAUAAGAAGAGGAAGGUUUACACCUGAGGAAGAGAAGUUGAUCAUUAGCCUCCAUGGGGUUGUAGGAAACAGGUGGGCUCAUAUAGCAAGUCACUUGCCUGGAAGAACAGAUAAUGAGAUUAAAAACUAUUGGAAUUCAUGGAUCAAGAAGAAGAUACGAAAGACUUUAGUUCCGCCCACGCAAGGUACAGCUUCCAUUACUGAGCUAGUAAACCAAGACAUGGCAACAACAACAACAAGGGCAAUACCAAUCCCUACACAAGAAACCCUAUUUUCAUCUCAAGCCCCAUUGUUUAUGUUUGAAAGUACAAUGACACCAAUUGAUCAAGGGGUACUACUUCAAGAUGUUAAUGUAAGAGGGGAGGUUUUCCAUGAACAAGCUCAAUUAAACACUUGGAAUAAUAAUAAUCAUCUCAACCAGCAGCUUCAACUUCAAGUCCCAUUUCCCCCUCCUUCAACUUCUUUCACAAUGGACACAAAUAAUAAUUAUUUGCCACCAUUGAUAGAUAAUAUGGAAACCAUGGUGCCUAUUGAAGUCCAAUCUUGUACUAGCUUGGAUGAAGAAGGUGGUGGAGAAAUAACACUUGAGAGCUUAAGGAGACAACAACAAGAGUUGAAUGAAUGGGUUGAAUCACAACAAUGCUCAAGCUUUUUGUUGUGGGAUAAUAUUAUUGAAGGACAAAUUGGUGGUAGUGUUGAGGGAACAACAAUACCAUUACCACCUUCAUCUUCAUCAUCAUCAAAUAUGGGAACUACACUAUCUUCUUUCCCUUCAUCUCUACACUCCGCCGCCCGUUAUCUCAUCGCAAUCAUGAUCAUCCCAGAAAAGAACCGCAGGGAGAUAUCAAAGUACCUCUUUCAAGAGGGUGUUUGCUACGCCAAAAAAGAUUACAACUUGGCAAAACACCCAGAAAUCGAUGUUCCAAAUCUUCAAGUAAUAAAGCUGAUGCAAAGCUUCAAAUCCAAGGAAUACGUUCGUGAAACUUUUGCUUGGAUGCAUUAUUACUGGUACCUUACCAACGAUGGCAUUGAAUUUUUAAGGACAUACCUUAAUCUCCCCUCUGAGAUUGUUCCUGCUACUUUGAAGAAGCAAACUAGGCCCGGUGGUGGUCGUCCCAUGGGUCCUUCUGAUAGCCGCCCACGUGGUCCGCCACGCUUUGGCGACGGUGAGAGGCGAUUCGGUGACAGGGAUGGAUACCGUGGAGGUCCACGAGGAGGCGGUGAUUUCGGUGAUAAGGGUGGUGCGCCUGCUGAUUAUCAGCCUUCAUUCAGGGGCCCUGGUUCAAGGCCUGCUUUUGGUCGUGGAGGCGGUGGUUAUGGUGGUGCCGGUUCUGCAAGCGGUGCAGGUCUUCCAUGAGUUUUGUCAGUUUAGGUUGAAUGGCACUUCCUAGUUCAUUUUGGGGUGUGCUUUUUUGCACUCAAAUGAUUGAGAUUAUCUAUGUUCUUUUUUCCCCCUUGUUUUUGAUGCUUUUGUUGCAUUGAUUUUCCUUGUUUGAAUUAGACAGUAAAUACCGAAGUUGUGCAGCUCAAUUUCGGAAGAAACAUUAAUUAUUAUAAUAUAUAAUGAAAUCAGUAUCUUUGGCAUUUUAUUUUUA
This is a messenger RNA of Gossypium raimondii (Peruvian cotton), 1858 nucleotides long. Its product is annotated as transcription factor MYB106. NCBI's taxonomy places the organism in Eukaryota, Viridiplantae, Streptophyta, Magnoliopsida, Malvales, Malvaceae. Bases 73 to 1620 code for a protein of 515 amino acids. The record is from RefSeq and is a predicted model, not a curated record. The transcript is spliced from 8 exons.